CGGGAGCGAGCAGCCGCCGCGAUGAUGCCAACUCCGGUUAUCCUGCUCAAGGAGGGCACGGACACCUCGCAGGGCAUUCCCCAGCUGGUCAGCAACAUCAACGCGUGCCAGGUGAUCGCCGAGGCCGUGCGCACCACGCUGGGCCCGCGCGGCAUGGACAAGCUCAUCGUGGAUGAUCGGGGCAAAGCCACCAUCUCCAACGACGGGGCCACCAUCCUGAAGCUGCUGGACGUCGUCCAUCCAGCUGCCAAGACCUUGGUGGACAUUGCCAAGUCCCAGGAUGCAGAGGUGGGUGAUGGCACCACGUCUGUGACCCUGCUGGCUGCUGAGUUCCUGAAGCAGGUGAAGCCCUACGUGGAGGAGGGGCUCCACCCCCAGAUCAUCAUCCGGGCUUUCCGCACGGCCACGCAGCUGGCUGUGAACAAGAUCAAAGACAUUGCUGUGUCUGUGAAGAAGGAGGAUAAAGAUGAGCAGAGGAGUCUCCUGGAAAAGUGUGCAGCCACAGCCCUGAGCUCCAAGCUCAUCUCCCAGAGCAAGGAGUUUUUCUCCAAGAUGGUUGUAGAUGCUGUGAUGAUGUUGGAUGAUUUGUUACAGCUCAAGAUGAUUGGGAUAAAGAAGGUGCAAGGAGGAGCUUUGGAAGACUCACAGCUCGUGGCUGGAGUUGCCUUUAAGAAAACUUUCUCCUAUGCUGGGUUUGAGAUGCAGCCCAAGAAAUACCAGUCCCCCAAAAUUGCCCUGCUCAACGUGGAGCUGGAGCUCAAAGCUGAGAAGGACAACGCUGAGGUCAGAGUGAACACAGUGGAGGAUUACCAGGCCAUCGUGGAUGCAGAGUGGAACAUCCUCUAUGACAAACUGGACAAAAUCCACAAGUCAGGAGCCAAGGUGGUCCUGUCCAAGCUCCCCAUUGGGGACGUGGCCACCCAGUACUUUGCAGACAGGGACAUGUUCUGUGCUGGCCGUGUCCCAGAGGAGGAUCUCAAGAGGACCAUGAUGGCCUGUGGGGGAUCCAUCCAGACCAGUGUCAAUGCCUUGUCAGAUGAUGUGCUGGGUCGCUGUGAGCUCUUUGAGGAGACCCAGAUUGGGGGAGAGAGGUACAAUUUGUUCACGGGCUGCCCCAAGGCCAAGACGUGCACCAUCAUCCUGCGCGGGGGCGCCGAGCAGUUCAUGGAGGAGACGGAGCGCUCGCUGCACGAUGCCAUCAUGAUCGUCAGGAGAGCCAUCAAGAACGACUCGGUGGUGGCAGGGGGUGGAGCCAUCGAGAUGGAGCUGUCCAAGUACCUGCGGGACUACUCCCGGACCAUCCCGGGCAAGCAGCAGCUGCUGAUCGGUGCCUACGCCAAGGCCCUGGAGAUCAUCCCGCGGCAGCUCUGUGACAACGCCGGCUUCGAUGCCACCAACAUCCUCAACAAACUGAGAGCCAAGCAUGCCCAGGUAAGGCUGGGGUCUCAAACUAAUAAUAAAGACAUAGCUGACAAUUUCUCGGCGUGCGUGUGGGAGCCGGCCGUGGUUCGGAUCAAUGCCCUGACGGCCGCCUCGGAGGCCGCGUGUCUGAUCGUGUCCGUGGACGAGACCAUCCGCAACCCCCGCUCCAGCGUGGACGGAGCUGGAGCUGCUGCCCCUGCCCGGGGCCGCGCCCGUGCCCGGCCCCACAACCACUGAUGGGGGCUCAUUCUGUAAUUAAACUUUGUGGUAAUUAGUGCUGAGUUCA
Sturnus vulgaris (Common starling) is the source of this 1708-nucleotide messenger RNA. The record is from RefSeq and is a predicted model, not a curated record. NCBI's taxonomy places the organism in Eukaryota, Metazoa, Chordata, Aves, Passeriformes, Sturnidae.